AGUCUUAUCCGAGAAGGAUCAUCAGAGUGGAGAAACAUGUGUGAAAACGAGGAAUACAGGGAACGGUUUCCAGACAAACAUUUCGAUCUGGAGACAGUUCUACAGGCAAAAAUCAAAUCAAUCUGUGUAGUCCCUGAGAAAUCAUUCAUCAGAUUUUUCCAUCCAGAGGAAGAAGAAGGAAAAGAAGACGCUAAUCUAGAUUUUCUCAAAGGUGUAAUGUCCUUUGACAGUAUCUGGGAAGAGAUCAUGAAACAAGAACUAGAAGAGUCGGCAAGUGAGGCUGUGAUCUACAUUGUGAGCUGGAAUGAUCAUUUCUUCGUACUCCUCGUGAACCAUGAUGCUUAUUACAUCAUAGACACGCUUGGAGAGAGGCUCUAUGAGGGUUACAACCAAGCUUAUGUCUUGAAAUUUGACAAAGAUGCAGAGAUCCAAAGAUUAGUACCCGUCAAGGACAACAAAGACGUCCUAGAAAACAAGAAACAAGGUGGUAAGGACAAGUAUGAGCAAUCCGAAAGAUCAAAAGAAUCAGAAGAAGAACAAGAAGAAGUAAUGUGUAGAGGUAAAGAGUCAUGUAGAGAGUAUAUAAAGAGCUUUCUGGCGGCGAUUCCAAUUCAGCAAGUGAAAGCUGAUAUGAGGAAAGGACUGGUUUCAUCUUUGUUAUGUAAGACCGGAGAGAUUCUCCAGCCUUUUGGCUUAAGUUCCAAAGCUGAGCGUCUGUCACCGCAGUUUCGAUUAGGCUAG
Camelina sativa (false flax) is the source of this 741-nucleotide messenger RNA. Its product is annotated as chaperone. Lineage: Eukaryota; Viridiplantae; Streptophyta; Magnoliopsida; Brassicales; Brassicaceae. The record is from RefSeq and is a predicted model, not a curated record.